CCCGUGGCGGGCCCCGCCCCCCGGCCAAUCGGACUGGCGCUAGCCCGAGCCCAGAUUCUCUUUGUUCCGCAGCCAUUUCAGGCCCCGAAAGGGAGGCAGCGCCGCUUCGGCAGAAGGCCUGAGCACCGGAGGCGUCUGGGAUGGUGUGGGAUCGGCAAACCAAGAUGGAGUAUGAGUGGAAACCUGACGAGCAAGGGCUUCAGCAAAUCCUGCAGCUGCUGAAGGAGUCUCAGUCCCCGGACACCACCAUUCAGAGGACUGUGCAACAAAAACUGGAACAGCUCAAUCAGUAUCCGGAUUUUAACAACUACUUGAUUUUUGUCCUUACAAAAUUAAAAUCUGAAGAUGAACCUACAAGAUCACUGAGUGGUCUCAUCUUGAAGAAUAAUGUGAAAGCACAUUUUCAGAACUUCCCAAAUGGUGUAACAGACUUUAUUAAAAGUGAAUGUUUAAAUAAUAUCGGUGACUCCUCUCCCUUGAUCAGAGCCACUGUAGGUAUUUUGAUUACAACCAUUGCCUCCAAGGGAGAAUUGCAAAACUGGCCUGACCUCUUACCAAAACUCUGUAGCCUGUUGGAUUCUGAAGAUUACAACACCUGUGAGGGAGCAUUUGGUGCCCUUCAGAAAAUAUGUGAAGAUUCUGCUGAGAUUUUAGAUAGUGAUGUUUUAGAUCGCCCUCUCAACAUCAUGAUUCCCAAAUUUUUACAAUUCUUCAAGCACAAUAGUCCCAAAAUAAGGUCUCAUGCUGUUGCAUGUGUCAAUCAGUUUAUCAUCAGCAGGACUCAAGCCCUGAUGAUGCAUAUUGAUUCUUUUAUUGAGAAUCUCUUUGCAUUGGCUGGUGAUGAAGAACCAGAGGUACGGAAAAAUGUGUGCCGAGCACUUGUGAUGUUGCUUGAAGUUCGAAUGGAUCGCCUGCUUCCUCACAUGCAUAAUAUAGUUGAGUACAUGCUGCAAAGGACCCAAGAUCAAGAUGAAAAUGUGGCUUUGGAAGCUUGUGAAUUUUGGCUCACUUUGGCUGAGCAACCAAUAUGCAAAGAUGUGCUUGUGAGACAUCUUCCUAAGUUGAUUCCUGUGUUAGUGAAUGGCAUGAAGUACUCAGAUAUAGAUAUUAUCCUGCUUAAGGGUGAUGUUGAAGAGGAUGAAACAAUUCCUGAUAGUGAACAAGAUAUAAGGCCACGUUUUCAUAGAUCAAGGACAGUGGCUCAGCAGCAUGAUGAAGAUGGAAUUGAAGAGGAAGAGGAAGAUGAUGAUGAAAUUGAUGAUGAUGAUACAAUUUCUGACUGGAAUCUAAGAAAAUGUUCUGCUGCUGCCCUAGAUGUUCUUGCAAAUGUUUAUCGUGAUGAGCUCUUGCCACAUAUUUUGCCUCUUUUGAAAGAAUUACUUUUUCAUCAUGAAUGGGUUGUUAAAGAAUCGGGCAUCUUGGUUUUAGGAGCAAUUGCUGAAGGUUGCAUGCAGGGUAUGAUUCCAUACCUGCCUGAGCUCAUUCCUCACCUUAUUCAGUGCCUCUCUGAUAAAAAGGCUCUUGUGCGUUCCAUAACAUGCUGGACUCUUAGUCGCUAUGCACACUGGGUAGUCAGCCAGCCACCGGACACAUACCUAAAGCCAUUAAUGACAGAGUUGCUAAAGCGUAUCUUGGAUAGCAACAAGAGAGUACAAGAAGCUGCCUGCAGUGCCUUUGCUACUCUAGAGGAGGAGGCUUGUACAGAACUUGUUCCUUAUCUUGCAUAUAUACUUGAUACUCUGGUCUUUGCAUUUAGUAAAUACCAGCAUAAGAACCUGCUCAUUCUUUAUGAUGCCAUAGGAACAUUAGCAGAUUCAGUUGGACAUCAUUUAAACAAACCAGAAUAUAUUCAGAUGCUAAUGCCUCCACUGAUCCAGAAAUGGAACAUGUUAAAGGAUGAAGAUAAAGAUCUCUUCCCUUUACUUGAGUGCCUAUCUUCAGUUGCCACAGCCCUGCAGUCUGGCUUCCUGCCAUACUGUGAACCUGUGUAUCAGCGUUGUGUAAACCUAGUACAGAAGACUCUUGCACAAGCUAUGCUAAACAAUGCUCAACCAGAUCAAUAUGAGGCUCCAGAUAAAGAUUUUAUGAUCGUAGCUCUUGAUUUACUCAGUGGCCUAGCUGAAGGACUUGGAGGCAACAUUGAACAGCUGGUAGCCCGAAGUAACAUCCUAACAUUAAUGUAUCAGUGCAUGCAGGAUAAAAUGCCAGAAGUUCGACAGAGUUCAUUUGCACUAUUAGGUGACCUGACUAAAGCUUGCUUUCAGCAUGUUAAGCCUUUUAUAGCUGAUUUUAUGCCAAUAUUGGGAACCAAUCUAAAUCCAGAGUUCAUUUCAGUCUGCAACAAUGCCACAUGGGCAAUUGGAGAAAUUUCCAUUCAAAUGGGUAUAGAGAUGCAGCCUUAUAUUCCUAUGGUGUUGCACCAGCUUGUAGAAAUCAUUAACAGACCCAACGCACCAAAGACGUUGUUGGAGAAUACAGCAAUAACAAUUGGUCGUCUUGGUUACGUUUGUCCUCAAGAGGUGGCCCCCAUGCUACAGCAGUUUAUAAGACCCUGGUGUACCUCUCUGAGAAACAUAAGAGACAAUGAGGAAAAGGAUUCAGCAUUCCGUGGGAUUUGUACCAUGAUCAGUGUGAAUCCCAGUGGCGUAAUCCAAGAUUUUAUAUUUUUUUGUGAUGCUGUUGCAUCAUGGAUUAACCCAAAAGAUGAUCUCAGAGACAUGUUCUGUAAGAUCCUUCAUGGAUUUAAAAAUCAAGUUGGGGAUGAAAAUUGGAGGCGUUUCUCCGACCAGUUUCCUCUUCCUUUAAAAGAGCGUCUUGCAGCUUUUUAUGGUGUUUAAUCUAAUAUACUUAGGCUGCAGUCCCAAAAUUAGGGGUCCUCCGGUCUUGGAGACUAUGAGGGAGCCUCUGUACCCAGGGAAAAUGUUACCCUUGACAGGGGGGAAGGGUAAACCAGUAGGGAAUACAGUACAAUCCCAACCCUACUGGGAGGGGCGGGAGGGAGAUGUUGCCAUCACUGUCGAUGUUGGGAAUCGUUUUAACAUCUGGAGCCUUUGUGGGUGGAAAUCUGUCUCCAAUUACAACUCCGCACUGAAUGUGAAGAAGCAAAAAAAAAAAAAAAAAAAAAAAUAUUCGGUCUGCUCACAAAACAGUACAUUCUGGAAUAUUAUGGGGAAUUGUACCAAAACAAGAACCAUAUAAAUAAUCCAUAGGGAAAAGAAAGAGGAAAAAUUCUGUAGCGCACAAUAAAGGGAACCUAAGAAUGGGGGUUUUCAUAUGGUAAAGAAGCUUUUUUUUUUUUUUAAUUUAAAGGUUUUUAUAUAAAUGUUCCCACAUUAUGGGGUCGUGUUUUGCAUGCUGAUGAAGAACUACACAAAGCUAAUAAAGUUAAAAUCAGCUUGCCUUCCCAUAGUAGAAGCAGGUUCUUGGAAAUUACAAUUUAAAGUACCCCCAGAAGAUGUUGGAAAUAAAACACAACAAAUUUGAACAACGAAGCACCCUGUGAAAUGCCAAAUGAGUCACUCCUUUUACCUGUGCGGGGUGGGCAGGGAGGGAGGAAUAGGUGGGGUUGGGCAUAUCAAACUAAAGUUGACAUCUUAAUUUUACAUUAAACAGUGGAUAUAAUUUCAUGGUUGUACUUCAUUAGAUUUAAUUUCUAGGCCAACACAUUGUUUUAAAGUGCAGUUUAAGGUUCAGGCAUGCAUUCUGGCUCAUAGUGAUUGGAAGUAAUUUAAAUUAGUGGGAAAGUAGCAUGCUUGCAUCACAUAGAGUGAGGUUGGUAUUCAUUUACCUAUGUUGCGCCAGUUUGCCUUGCAGUUUACCAAUUCGAUAUAGCCCUGCAUUUAAAGUUCCUUUUUAAGAUUUAUGGAUUUUAUUUUUAUUAAGAAUAUAGGUAUAUAAAGUACUGUAGUUUACAGCUAGGCCUUGAAAUAUCUUUUUAGGAUCUGUUAGAAAUAAGAUUGAUAUUGUAUUGUGUGUAACCUGCACAAUGUGGAAAGCUGAUAUACCUGUGCAAAAUCUUUGCCUCUGUGCUGUCAGUGUGAUGUGCUUUCUGCAUGGUUAUAUACUACUAGCGAUUUUAUCAAAAUUUCUAAAAUUUAAAUUACAUGGUAAAAGAUCUGUAAAAGGCUGCAUAAGUGUUAGUUGGCACUUAAAGACAAUUGUAGAAGUUGAAAAAUGAUUGGUAUAAUUCAUUGUUUAUUCCCAUUCAACAUACUGCCUUCUAAGCCUUCUUUUUUUGUUCAAAGCAUGAUCUUAAAGAUAUGUUUAAGUUAAUGGAUGUAAGUAAUGCAGGGUUCCUACACUGUAUUGGCGCAUGUUGGUGGCCCUCUGUGCCCUAAAUAUAAUGCACAUGGGGUGCAAGUUAAAAGCUACAGAGUGAAAGUUGGUUUGGAUCCUCUUCAUUUCAUUUGUUUAGCUUUUCUGGUUUUUUUCUCUACUUACAUGUAUUUCUGUGAAUAAAUCCUUGUUAAGUUAAUCCUUUACUUUUCCUUUCAUGUGUAUUUUCUUAUAUACUGUGAAUGUGAAAACCUAACUGGUACACUUGAUCCUUUGUCCAUAUGAAAGUGCAAGUCUUUAUUAAUUUGGAUUGCCUGAACAGUGUAUCCCAUGAUGAUGAAGGAAAAUGGAGAGAUUUUUCUUUUUAACUCUGCUGGUCAGAGAUGAAGCCACGCCUUUCCAUUUUUCAAUGCUGCAUAUUUAAUCUGCAACAAAAAAUGUUAAGCCAUAACAGCCUUUUUAUAUUUUAGUUUGUCACCUUUGCAUUGCAGAAUAAAUACUGAAUAACCAUUUUUAUAAGCAGUUGCUCCUCUUUGCAUGGUUCUAUUCUCUAAAAGUAUUGAAUGAUACAGCCAUUGCACUGACAUUUGAGCUGUGUGUGUGUGUGACUAUAAAUACUGUUUCAAAAAAUGUCAGAUGCAUGGUAGCAUGCAGAAAGGUUUUUGUUAUUGUGUGUGUUUUUUUUAACAUGUUCUUUCACCUUCUUUGCUCUACUUUGGCUUUGCAAAUUUCAGUCUCUUCAGCCUGAAAUUAAGUCAUUUUAUAAUCCCCAAUUUUUUAAGAAUUACUACAAGUUAGGUUCAAAGGUUUAUGGCAUUUUGCUUUCUAGUUCAGUUGUUUUACUGGGAGCUCAGAAUUUGCUUCUUGGUUAGUCUCUAAAACCUAAGUAGGAUAAUUAUUUUAUCCUUAAAUAUAGUGAUACCUUUUAGAAUUUAAUAUGGGUAUGGGCUAGAGAUUUAGUUCAGUGGUGCGGCCACUUGCCUCGUAGGUACAAGGUCCCAAAUUUGAUCCCGGUACCAAAGAAAAACCAGAACAAUAGAAUUUAAUAUGGAAAACUUUUAAUAUUCUGGAAAAGGAGAGUAAAUAUCUUUAAGAAAUGGCAAAAUUCUCUAAAUGCAGCAAAACAAGUACAUAAAAACAGUCAAAUUUAUCUUAACCUCUGAUUAACAAUUCUGUAUUGAUGAAAAGCAAUAUUAAAAAUGAAUAUUUUACUUGGUUCAAAAUUAGUUUCCAGUUAGGCAAAUGGGUAACAUAAUAACGUGCCCAUUUUGUAGUUGGUUGACCUAUUUCCAUAUUUAAAGAAAUUCUAAUUUUAAAAUAGAAAAUAAAAUUAAGUGACUAUAAUUUGCAACCUGAUUUUAGGUUGAACUUUUUUUUUCCCCGUGGAGAUUAUUGUUUCUUCUUGAUUGAUAUUGUGUUUCACAUAACAUAGUAUAUAGCACAGGAAUUUGCAGAAGCCAUUUAAGUUAUCUUUUGAGGUAAGCUCUAAUUUAGCAUUUAUUCUUCUGAUUAAACUUAAAAUACAUCAUGGGAUAUAUAUAUAGAUAUAUAUAAAGCAACUUAAUUCUUGUGGUGUAGUCUUAAUGGUUUUGAAUGUUGACUGAAUGUCUAUGAGAUUGUGAGUUGUCUUUGUUACAUUCCAGUGUUUGUGCCUCUUGGCAUGCUUAAAGCACGGCUUACUUCAUCUGCUCCUUACACACUAAAAUGCUCUUAGUGUGGUCAACUACAGAAAUAGCCGCUGCUAAGUGAUGUAGAUUUUCUACUUGAAUAUUUUUAUGUUGUAGGAACCUCAGGAGGUCAGUGUUUACUGUUUUAUAUAUGCCUUCUUUUUCCUGUUUGAGCUUCUCUCUUUGAAGGAUUCUAACAGAACAAAAGCUGCUGAUCAACCUAAGUUGGAAACAGAAAGUUUGUUUAAUAUAAUUUAGAUGCAUGUUUGGCAGUUCCAUGUUACAGACCAUUAGCAAGUGAACUUAGUGCCACAGAUACUCAUUUAUUCAGGAAGUAAUUUUGCUUUUUGUAUUGUCUAAUAUAUAAUGACUUCAUAUUGUGUAAAAAAAAAUCACUUUUAUAUUUUUUGGUUGGUUAUUUCCAAAAUAACCAACAUGUAAAUAUCUUUAAGAGCCAGUUCUGAUGCUUUACAUUAUUGCUACUUGAUUUUGUUACGCAAGUUAGAUUUCAGAAGACUAGAUUUUAAAACACUUAACCAAGCCAUUACAUCUUAAAAACAAAAUAAGUAGCUUUUUUUGUAAUUAACAUAUUGAUAAAACACUGUGAUUUUUUUGGUUAAGACUUUUUCAUUGAUCUGAAUUGCUUAAAUUGCAUAUAUUGUAAAAUAAGAUCAGAUGUAUAUUUUAAAAUAAUUUCCACUGACUUUCCUCUUGAAAUGCUUUGUCUACUCAGUUACAGAAUAUUAUGAUACAAGUUUUAUCUCAGGUGAAUACCCUUGUAUCAUUUUUGCUUUCAUGGCAUGUUUAUAAAGGGUCAUCAUACUUAUAGGCUUUUUUGGUGGUGUAUUUCAUUGGGUAUCUUUCAAUUUUUCUAGUUUUAGCAGACCGAAGGGGUUUAGAAUUCUCCACAAGCCUUUUAUGUGCAGAUUAUUUGAAGAUGUGCUAAAUUUGGUCCUCCAAACCAUCUAAAUAGGAAAAUAGAAAAGUUUCCCCCUGUAUAAAAUUAUUCUGCAUAGGGGAAAUGCCAGAAUUAAACUAGUUAUGUCUUGAACCCUUUAGUCUAAAUUAAAGACCUUUGCUAUGGGGGGGGGUGUGAUUUUAUUUUUGGUUGAUUUUUAUUUUUUUCUUCAUAUAAUUAACCUAUAUUCAUAUUGAAUGUAUUAACAGACAACGGUGCAAAAACAUUCUUUCCAAGAGAAGAGUGUAUCAUGAGUAACUGCAGUUUAAAUCCUUCCUUUGGUAGUACUUCAAAAACACAGCUUUGCUUACUGAAUUAGUUUUGCAAAUAUUACAAGGGAGGAAAACACUAAUUAUUGCCACUAGUACUGUUAAUGAGGUGUAGGCGUUGGAAUCGGUAAGAAAACUAGUCCUCAAAUAGUUAAGGGCCUGGGGUAAUCUAGGUAAAAUAUUAGAUCAAUUGUGAGCUGUGUUAACAACAUUAUCUAGUAUUACAUUGUAUGCCAACUUAGUGCAUUUUGUACUGUAUUAAAUGUGGCAAUACUUCUAAUGACUCUUUAAAAUUUCACAUGAAAUUUUGGUUUCAUUCACCUGUGUACUUGCUGGGUGACUUGUGACUAAUCUUUUCAGUCUUAUAUAGAUCUUUCUCCCAUUGGCAUUAUCUAUGUGUAGAUAAUUCUUUAUGCCUAAUUAUUAUGCAUAUUAAUUUUAAGGUGUACAUUUAAAUUGUAGCGACUGUUUGUUGUAUCCCAGAAUGUGUUGUGUUUAGAUAAAAAGAUGCAUAACAGCUAAAUGGAUGCAUGAUUUUGAGGGAAGUUAAAAAUCGUGAUUUUUUUUCACUUGUAUAUUUUAAAACCAAGCCAAAUCUAUUUGCCAAGCAGUAUAUCACUAAAUAGAAAUGCCAGUAGUUUUCCUUUUAUAACCAAUUUUAUUUACCAUAGGGUCCCCUAAUACUGUGUCUUACACAGAAUUGGCUAUUUUACAGGUCUGAUUAUCUUACUCAAAGCCUGCUAUUACAUGGUUAGCCUAUAAGGCAGUGCUGGUCCCCUCCUGAUGUCAGCCUCAUAAAGGGUUCCACUAUACUUUUCCUCAUACUUUGUUUUCCUUUGUGGGUAUACUAAGGUAUACUACCAAAUUAAGCUUGGUGGAUUUUUAUGGAGAUAAUUAGACAAUACUGUAUAAUUACUCAAUAGAUUAUCUUGUAAGAAAGAUAUUUAAAUGUGGUAAAUAACUUCAUAUUAUACAGCAGUUUUACACUUAAUAUUCAUGUUAACAUUGGGUGCAAUAAUUUAGUAGCAUUAGCUUUAGUUAUAAAUAACUGGAUCUUUCUGCUGACAACUUAGGUUGUAUGAGUUAUGCUUAAAAGCUUUAAAUCUGAUGUUUCUUGUACUUGCCACACUAUGUUAGAAUGCGUCCUUCAAACAUAUCCUCCUGCAAUUUCUCAAACUGUACUAAAUUGAUAAUUCUUGAAGUCUAACUCUGUGCUUACAGAUCUUCAUUUAAAAUAGAAUACGGUUUUAAUUUUUGAUAAGCUGCUGAAUUUUAAAAGAGUUUUUUGGGGCCACCAAAUAUUUUGGAUCAUGCAGAGAAUAUAUAUUGUACUGUAGUAAUUUUUGUAUUUACAUUUGUAUGAUGUGACAUAAUAGAUGUGAAUGUUAAUCACUGCUUGACUAUGUUAAUAAAGUUGUUUAACUAUA
This is a messenger RNA of Heterocephalus glaber (naked mole-rat), 8596 nucleotides long. RefSeq names its product transportin 1 (gene Tnpo1). The record is from RefSeq and is a predicted model, not a curated record. Gene Ontology annotation, molecular function: small GTPase binding. Gene Ontology annotation, biological process: protein import into nucleus. NCBI's taxonomy places the organism in Eukaryota, Metazoa, Chordata, Mammalia, Rodentia, Bathyergidae.